AUGUCGGCCGUAUCAUGUAACCUUAAUCUGGAUGCGCAGUUAUCCUGGUCGACAGCUGCCGGCGGCAAAUGCUCCUUCGGUCACUUCAAGACUCUGAUUACCUUCUCAAUUAUGUUGUCCUUCUUACAGCUUGUCGUAACUGUGUUGGCUACUGUGGCCUCAGCAGGUAUCGCACCUCGAAAUAUAGCCACACAUAUCAACCACGAAACAGUGGGCAAGGCACUCCGAGUUAGACAAGGAGGCUAUUACUCUUUUUGGUCAGAAGGUGCCGGUUCCUUCCAAUGCAAUCAACAAGGCGGUGGGAAGUACACUUGCAAGUGGUCUGGUCAGCCAGGAGGAGGCUUCGUCGCUGGCACAGGCUUUAAGCCAGGGGGCUCAAGAACUGUCAAGUAUUCCGGCACAUAUGAUGCCAAAGGUCCAGGGUAUCUCGCCCUUUACGGUUGGACGCAGAACCCACUUAUUGAAUACUACAUUAUCGAAUCUUACGACAUCCUUGCGCCGGGUGAGCCAUGGACUAAAAAGGGCAACUUCACGUUUGAAGAAGGGACAUAUGAGCUGUACACCAGCCAGCGCGUCAACAAGCCAUCCAUCGAAGGCACUCGAACCUUCACCCAAUUCUGGUCUGUCAGAACUGAGAAACGCGUUGGGGGAACGAUCACGACGAGUAAGCAUUUUGACGCAUGGUCCAAGGCUGGAAUGAGGCUGGGAAAUCAUAAUUAUAUGAUCAUGUGUACGGAGGGAUUUGCAAACGGCACUUUGCUUCCCAGUGGGAGUAGUACUAUCACCGUGACCUAG
Plenodomus lingam JN3 is the source of this 795-nucleotide messenger RNA. NCBI's taxonomy places the organism in Eukaryota, Fungi, Ascomycota, Dothideomycetes, Pleosporales, Leptosphaeriaceae. The record is from RefSeq and is a predicted model, not a curated record.